This is a messenger RNA of Haemonchus placei, 339 nucleotides long. The record is from the annotation of a GenBank genome assembly. Lineage: Eukaryota; Metazoa; Nematoda; Chromadorea; Rhabditida; Trichostrongylidae.
AUGAAGCUUCAUGUUUGGCCGGCAGAUUUCGGUCUACCAACCAUCGACGUAAAAUGCCUUCAGUUCCUGGCAUGUUCAAAGAUGUGUGCCAGUCCAGUCUCAGUGGUUUAUUCCUGCAGUCCCUGGAGCUCGCCUACUGGAGAGUAUCCCAUUCUUUUCGACAAAUCAAACCAGUCAAAAGCGAUCACCGAUUUUGACAGAUUUGUCGAUAUGUUGAGGAAAAGUGGUCAGGAGGUAGUGAUCGAUGCGGAAUUGACGCCUGCUGAACGUUCGCAAAUAGAUGCAUUUAGUUGUUUUCUGAAAGAGUUCAUAUAUCCAGCUGUGGCAAGCUUUUUAUAG